Messenger RNA from Mya arenaria, 3636 nucleotides. RefSeq lists its product as uncharacterized. The transcript is spliced from 2 exons. Lineage: Eukaryota; Metazoa; Mollusca; Bivalvia; Myida; Myidae. Gene Ontology annotation, molecular function: zinc ion binding. The record is from RefSeq and is a predicted model, not a curated record. Bases 62 to 1333 code for a protein of 423 amino acids.
GGGAUAUCCUGAUAACUGUUGACAAGAACACAAAUGAACUAAACUUAAAUUCUCUGUAAAGAUGGCGACUGGUGGUGAACCAUUACCUCCAUCGGAUCAAGUUUACGAUUUUGCCUGCACAUCGUGUGAAGCAGACAAUGUAAAUACAGAGGCUCAGUUUUCUUGCAAGGAAUGUGAAAACUACCUCUGCAACAAGUGCAUAAAACUGCACAAUGGGAUUUUCAAGAGGCAUGACGUGCUCGGACUCUUUGAUGUCACUAAGUGGGUGGGGGAAAAGUGUGAAACCAGUCUGGAAAAGUGUGAAAAACACCGGGAGAAGAGUGUGAAGAUGGUGUGUGAGGACCAUGACGAGCUUUGCUGCUCUCUCUGUGUUGCCAUAUCUCACAGAAGGUGUCGCAGCAUAAGACUCAUUGAUGAUAUAGCAAAAGGAGUCAAAAAUACAGACUUUGAUGAAUGUGAUUCAAAACCAGAACAAUUUGUCCAUGACACGCAAUCAGAAACAAGCAGUACCACUGCAAGAAAACGCGAUGAUCCAAACUAUGUGUACAAAACCAAAGCGACACACAUCCACAAUUUGAGGUUAAAAGAUGAGAAUGAAUGCUGUAUUCAAGGCAUAUGUGAGCUACAGACAGGGGAAAUAGUGCUGGCCGAUUGUACCAAUGAUAAAAUGAAAGUUUUAAACAGGGAGUUUAAAAUAGUCACUACUCUAAAUCUUCCACAACACACUGAAAAUAUGUGCUUUGUAGGUGGAAAUGAAGUUGCACUGGCAGUAGAUGAUGCUAAAAAGAAACAUGAAGUUCAUUUUAUAGCAAUUCACAAAUCUAAAGCAAAAUCUAUCAGCAAGUUUGCAGUGGCACACUACUGCAAUGCUGUAAGCUUUCACAAUGAUAACGUGUACGUUGGUUCAGAAUCGUCUGUUUACAUGUAUAGCAAAAAAGGAAAAAUGAUCAAAGUAGUCUACCAGGCAUUAGGGAUUGCAAUGACAAUGAAUGGAAUCCACGCUAGCAACGAUGGACAAAAAAUUUACAUCACUGACUCAUCAAACGACAAGGUGAUAACCAUUAAUAAUUCUGGGACAAUAUCAGCAUGUUGCGAGGAUCAAGAACUCAUACUUCCUGUCAGUUUAUGUGUAAGUGAACAUGGGCAUGUGUUCGCCUGUGCACUUCAGUCCAACUCUGUACUGCAAAUUGACAAAGAAGGAAAGAGAAAGUUAAGAACACUAGUCAGUGGUAAUAAAAUCAACAAUCCACUUGUAGUGUACUUUUCCACAAGGUCACAGCAGCUCAUGGUAGCUGGUAUAACAAAUGAUUUACUUGUAGCUGACCUGAUAUAACUUAAAGUUACUUGCAGCUGACCUGAUUAACUUAAGGUUACUUGAAGCUGGCCUCAUAUGACUUAAAGUUACUUGAAGCUGACCUGAUAAAACUGUAAGCUAGUUGAAAAUAUGUUUACAUUAAUUGAAGGUUACUUGAUAUAACUUUAGGUUACUUUAGGAUGACCUGAUAUAACUUAAGGUUACUUUAGGAUGACCUGAUAUAACUUUAGGUUACUUGAGGAUGACCUGAUAUAGCUUUAGGUUACUUGAGGAUGACUUGAUAUAACUUUUAGUUACUUGAGGAUGACCUGAUAUAACUUUAGGUUACUUGAGGAUGACCUGAUAUAACUUUAAGUUACUUGAGGAUGACCUGAUAUAACUUUAAGUUACUUGAGGAUCACCUGAUAUUACUUAAGGUAAUUAAACCUUAAGUUUGAAGAUGCAACAUUCUUCCUAAGUUUUUUGUUUUCUUUGUCCUUUGUAAGCAUUAAAUAGUCAUAUGACUUAAUUUAGUGAACAGCAUACUUAUAGCCACUGUCAAGAGUGGUGAAGACAAAGUUGUAUUUACCAUUGCUGUUAGUUAACAGUCUCAAAAAAACCAAGACUGCAAUUUCUUCCUUUGGAUUCCAUUUCUAAACUUUUCAAAAAAAAGUUUUGAACAAAUCUGGGGGGAAUUUAAGGGGUUGUCUCUUAGUGAAAUUUUAAAUGUAUUUAUCAACAGUUUUUUUUUUCUUUUUUGCAAUUAAUCAUAAUUGUACAAAAUCAUUUGCCAACAAUUGCUUAUGUAAAGGUAUUUGUAAACAGGCAUAUUCGGGUCAUCUUAACAGCGAGUGUAUGCCAAAAUAUUAUCAGAAUAUGAAUUUCAGUUAAGGUUAUAUUUUACAACCAUUGUGAAACAAGUUAUUACAACAUUAUAUUAAUCACUCUCGUUGGCAUGAUGCUAUGUAAGAGUGUGAUCUAAAUGUGUUGUGGGGAAAACCUGAGUACCUGAAAACCCACUAGUGACCAUAAACUAAACUCACAUGCGCUCAGGCAUUAGAAUUAAACCCAGGUUGCCUAGGUGAGAUUACUGAGUGCAUUUACCGAACAACCAAUUUCAGAUUAAUUAAUAUUUAGUGAGUGUCGCAAAUUAAACUAAAAGUUCUCAUGAUUAAAAGAUAAAAUAAACUUUGCCUAAACUGACCUACAAAGCACUUUGGUUUUGAUAUAAAUAUAAGAUGGCCCUAAAUUGUACAUACUAAUUACCAUACGUGAUACUAUUCAAAUAUAUUGAUGAUUAUUGUUUUGUUUUAAUGCGAGAUAGCAAUAUAUUUCAUCGAGUGAGCACCAAAAGCUGUUUUUCAAGAGUGGCAUGGCCAAGAGUGAAAUAUACACUUUUUGUGUUCACGAGAUGAGAUAUAUUGCGCUCUUACACUGAAAUAAGCAAUUUUUCUUUUUAUUAUAUGCCCUAAAAAAAAUUAAAAGGACAAUUUAUUGUAGUUUUUCAAAAAAUCAUCAAAUUGCAUGGGAACACAACGUCACUUCUGAAAUGUCAUCGUUGAAAUUGCGUCACGGCCCUCUGCGUGUUGACCUUGAUUUAAAAGUGAGAGUGGGCAAAAAUUUCAAAACAGUGAAAAAUAUCAAGUAUAUAUCAUUUAGAUUUCACUGAUAAACCUUUUUAAACCACCAGAAAGCAUAUAAUAAAAUUGUCCAUUUAACUAUGCAGAAGAAAGUAUGUUUUUGCAAAUGGUAUCCUGAACUGUGUAUCUUGUAUGCUUUAUAUAAAUGUAUAAAAGUUGAUUUUUUUAUAAAUAAAUAUACAUAUAGUUUGAGUGUUUGCAAGAAUGUGAUAAUUCAGAGUUACAGAUAUUUAGUUUUCCAAUGUAUUUGAGUAUAAUUACUCCACACAUUUGAAAAACAAGAGGCUCAAAAGGGCCUAUGCUCCACUGGCAUGGCUCUUGUGGUCAUUUUCAAUCCAGAGCAUGUACGUUUUAGUAAUAGGCAACAGAUAUAUAGUUCACUUUCAGUGUUUGGGUUGGCUGAAAACGCUGCACGUUCAACAUCUGAGGACAGGAAGUGUUGUAAGCAGAUUAGUUGCAUGAGCUAUUUUAAUAUGUGCCAAGUAAAGGUAAUCUGAGGGUAUAAAAUAUUUGCUUUCAAAACUGUACUCAUCGUCAAAAUUUCAUUUCUGUAGCUUUAAAAAUAAAAAGUCGGUCAAAGGUCAAAGUCAAGGACAUCCGAGGACAACAUAAAUGCUUGUUUGCAAAACUGUUCACAUGGUCAAAAUUUCAUUACUGUAGCUUUAAAAAUUAAUAAAUAAGUCAAAAGGGGUGGGGCCAGCU